Molecule: messenger RNA, 1848 nt
Organism: Solanum tuberosum (potato)
Lineage: Eukaryota; Viridiplantae; Streptophyta; Magnoliopsida; Solanales; Solanaceae
Exons: 3
Source: RefSeq, a predicted model, not a curated record
AUGUCCAAAGAGAUUGCCCUUGCGGGAUGUUCCUUUGUUAAGCAAGUCAGAUACUUAAAACAGAAAUCUGGAUUCUUGUACACUGCCUUAUAUUUAAAGCAAUGUGCAGUAUCCUUACAGCGGUACUAUGCUGGUAAUUACCAUAAAGGUGAUUUACUUUCUGUUCCAGUAUCCCUGACCAGGUGUGGUAUUCCCAAGAUCAUACCCGCUGUAUUACGAAAACACGUAAGAGCGAAGUCUGAUCGAGGUGAUAAAUUGGUUAAACUUUACCUAUCUUGGUUUGGUUUAGCUAAGUUGAUAUUGGUUGCCAAGAAAGUGACUAAGGCAACCUUUUCUUCUAUGGCUUCUCCUCACCCUGAUAUUGGGAGAGUUUUGGAAGUCCUAGAUGAGAUUAAAACCUCUUUUAGAGACCUCCAACCAAUCUAUCUACCACACCUCCAAAACAUUCCCUUGGAAUUAGGAAUGUCUUGGGAACCAACUUGGAAAAGUACCCCCUUAUUAGACAAUUUCGUCCGUAGUUUUGACUUAAAAGUGGACGAUACAGUCGAUAAGGAGGCUGCAAAGUAUGCUAAGGAUCAUAAUAUCUUUGUGAACCUGAAACAUGAAAUUGCAGCUUUUAUCUGGAAUAUUCAAAAAAUUAAUUCAAUUCCAGAUGGGUUCUUUUCACCUGGUAUUUUAUGGUCUAAAAUGGUAUAUUACCCUUUUGACCGUAAUAAUACCCGGUUUGCUAACGAAAUGUUCAAUUAUUUUGAAUCUGCUGUGGGUCCCUAUUUUAGUACGUUACUAGGGGCUUACACAGGGGUUCCGUUAGCAACUGGUCGGUUAGCUCAGGUGAUUGAGGGAGGUGGUAAGAGACGUAUCUUUGCAAUUUGCAACUAUAUUAAGCAAAGAUUACUGUUUCCUGUCCACAAGUGGGCAAUGAAGGUUCUAUCCAGUAUUCCAACUGAUGGAACUUUCGACCAAGAGCGUCCGUUGUUGAGAUUUAAAUCAAAGAGAAAACGUCAAACAUUUUCCUUUGACUUAAAAUCAGCAACAGACCGUUGGCCAUUGAGUGUUAUAUACUCCCUUAUGUCUUGUAUAUUCGGGAGUACUUUAGCAUCUUCAAUAGUCAACAGCUCGUUGGGCCUCAACACAUUUCUUGUCUUACCUCCCAUGAUUAAGGCAAGAAUGAGUGAGGUUGCCUUUCUGACUGGACAGCCCUUGGGUUACUACGGAUCUUGGUCAUUGUUUGCAUUGUCACACCAUUAUAUUGUAUGGUUGGCAGCAAAAAGAGCAUAUCCGAGGAAUAGGACUCCUUUUACUGACUACGCUUUACUAGGUGAUGAUAUCCUAAUCACCGACGUAAAAGUGGCAGAGCAGUACAGACAAUUACUGGAUCAGCUCGGUGUUACCAUUUCAGAAUAAAAAUCGAUUAUAUCUUAAAAUGGUACCAUCGAGUUUGCUAAAAGGUAUUGGACGAAAGAUAUGCAAAUUGAUCUUUCUCCAAUAUCUCUUAGAGCGUUGUUGUCUUGGGCAUACACAGGGGUUCCGUUAGCAACUGGUCGGUUAGCUCAGGUGAUUGAGGGAGGUGGUAUGAGACGUAUCUUUGCAAUUUGCAACUAUAUUAAGCAAAGUUUAUUGUUUCCUGUCCACAAGUGGCCAAUGAAGGUUCUAUCCAGUAUUCCAACUGAUGGAACUUUCGACCAAGAGCCAAAAAGUGCAUAUCCGAGGAAUAGGACUCCUUUUACUAACUACAUUUUACUAGGUGAUGAUAUCCUAAUCACCAACGUAAAAGUGGCAGAGCAGUACAGACAAUUACUGGAUCAGCUCGGUGUUACCAUUUCAGAAUCAAAAUUGAUUAUAUCUUAA